AGCUGCUACGGCCAUUGUGACCCGCCACUAAUUAACAUUCCUAUCUCCACAACUUACACUCUGCAUGUACUUAAUACAGCCUCCAUGUUUAUACUGUGAAUGGUGGGUACUAUAUGCUAUAGUGAAACUUUAGUCUUAUUUGUCAAGUGAAAAAUUAGCCUACCUAGUCGUUUUAUGUAUGUGUGAUUCUUUAAUAAUGUGUAUCUAUUUGUGGAGGUGUCAAAUUUGUAUUCACACCUGCGGAAAUCGUGUGGAGUUGUUGAAAAUGUUCGUUCACCAAAAAAAUGAAUUGAAUACUUUGGCCGCCAUUAAUGAAGGGGGA
This is a messenger RNA of Geodia barretti, 322 nucleotides long. Lineage: Eukaryota; Metazoa; Porifera; Demospongiae; Tetractinellida; Geodiidae. The record is from the annotation of a GenBank genome assembly.